This is a messenger RNA of Serpula lacrymans var. lacrymans S7.9, 1696 nucleotides long. RefSeq lists its product as uncharacterized. The record is from RefSeq and is a predicted model, not a curated record. Bases 1 to 1596 code for a protein of 531 amino acids. Gene Ontology annotation, molecular function: heme binding; oxidoreductase activity, acting on paired donors, with incorporation or reduction of molecular oxygen; monooxygenase activity. The transcript is spliced from 12 exons. NCBI's taxonomy places the organism in Eukaryota, Fungi, Basidiomycota, Agaricomycetes, Boletales, Serpulaceae.
AUGACGAUAUUGACUAUUCAUCUGUGCAUAGUCAACCUGAACGUCACAGAUGCAUGCCUGGCCAUAUCGCUUAUCUGGGUUAUCUCAAAGGCUCUCAAGUUCAAUAGCAAUCUUAAGCCAUUUUCUCUCCCGGGAUUAUUCCUUCCAUCCUCUAAGAAAUGGAACCCGGGGUUUCUGUUUUUCUGGGACUGGAAGAACUUCUUCGUACCCUUUCUGCAUGGCGCUCCAGCAAUCUAUACCAAUAGUAUGGAAGUAGCCAAGCAGGUAAUCUCAGAAGAAAGCCAGACCGCACCAUUCAGUAAACCGGCGUCGAUUAGUUUAGGACUAACAUUCUGGGGCCCAAAUAUUAUAUCCGCUGAACAAGGUGCAUGGAGAAAAUACAGACGUGUAGUGGGUCCCGCCUUCAAUAAUGAAACCUACGCUCUUGUGUGGUCAGAGUCUCUUCGGUCAUAUCACGAUAUGAUGGCGGCGGAAGGCUGGGACAAAAAACAAGUGGUUGAAAUUUAUUCUAUGCAGCGUAUCACAUCCAAAUUUGCUCUCCUGAUCAUUAGCUCAUGUGGUUUUGGCCUUCCCUUUACAUGGGAGUCUCCACCAAUCGAAUCAGAGUCAUCGGUGACUAUACAAGACGCUAUCUACACGACUGCGAGAUCAUUGGCGUUCGUAAGGGCACCAGGUUGGGCUUGGUACCUCCCUGUUCCUUGGAUACAACACACACGCAAGGCAUUCGAUACCAUGCGUACAUUUAUGCAGAAUCAUGCACAAUCUCGUAGGGAGGAUAUCCGUAGUAGAAAGAAAGAGCACGACGACUGGAGGAAGGAUGUAUUCAAUCUGCUAGCACAGGCGAACGAUGAUGAAGGGAAAUUGUCUUUAAAUGAUCAUGAGUUGAUUGGAAACGUGUUUGUACUUCUGUCCGCUGGACAUGAAACAACUGCCUACACUCUUGCUGCUACGCUUGCGUUACUGGCACUGAAUCCAACCAUUCAAAGUGAAGUCGUGGAACAUAUUCAGGAGAUAGUUGGGGAAAGGGAGCCGACCUUUCAGGAUUAUGCGAAGUUGGAUAAGGUAUUAGGUGCAUUUUAUGAGGGCCUGCGAAUGUUCCCCGCCGGUGCCUUGGUCAUCCGUGAAGCGAGACAAGAUACCACGCUCGUCUAUCCUAGGAUUAAUUCGAGCGGAAACGAGGAGAGCAUAUUUUUGCCUGUAGCCAAGGGUACACACAUCUUAGUGGAUAUGGUUGGCGUCCAACGCAAUCCGCGCUAUUUCUUGGACCCAGAUGUGUAUCGCCCAUCUCGAUGGUAUGCGAAGAAUAAGAAUAGAUCAGCACCCGAGGAUGGUGGCAAACCAAUAACGAGACCUACUUUACAUGAUUCAGAGGAGUUCACGGCUUUCAGCGUUGGUCCUCGAGCAUGUAUUGGCCGCAAGUUCGCCACAACAGAGGCCGUGUGCCUCCUGACGCUGCUUUUACGUGACUGGCAAGUGGAACCACUGCUUAGAACGGACGAGACGAUUGAGGAAUGGCGCGAACGUGUGAUGCAAGUUACCAUGACUCAGACGGCGAUGGGCAUCAAAGAUGUUCCAUUAAGGUUUAUAAAGAGAUGAACCAUGGCUGGUGGGCUUGAGUAUCUGGGAACCUAUUUCUUGGAGUUGCCGUGAAAACAAAUUAUGUAAAUAGUGCUACCUAUUUUGACAUUUUUGUCUU